AGAAGAAGAAGAGGGAUGGAAUGGUGGGUUUCAAUGCCAAAGCUGGAACUUCACGCGCACCUCAAUGGCUCCAUCAGGAACUCUACUCUUCUGUAUGCUUUCUCUUUCGUUUCACCAUUUUCCCUUUCUUUUUUUACUCGCUCUCUUGUUUCAUUAUCGGAUUCUUGGCACUUGGCUGCUUUAUAGCGCUGAUGACAGCUUCUGUUUGUCUGGUUUAAUUUACACAUAUGAAUGUCCACCCAAACCAUUGAAUGAAAGCUUUGAUUUUGCUUUUUGGGCGAAUCUUAAAUAAUGUAUGUGUGAUUAAAGUAGGCGAUUUUUUUUUGAAAGGAAGUAGGCGAUUUGUUAGUUGUUCAAGUGAUUUGUGUACUAUAUAUGUCGCAGGGAGCUAGCCAGAGAAUUGGGGGAGAAGGGGAUAAUUGUUUUCUCCGAUGUGGAAUAUGUUAUCUUGAAAAACGAUCGUUCGCUUACUGAAGUCUUCAAAUUGUUUGACUUGAUUCAUGUUCUCACAACGAACCACGAGACUGUUGCCAGAAUUACCAAAGAGGUUGUUGAAGAUUUCGCCGCGGAGAACGUUGUAUAUUUGGAGCUGAGGACCACUCCCAAGAGGAAUGACUCGAAAGGGAUGAGUAAGAGGUCAUACAUGGAGGCUGUUCUGGAGGGGCUGAGGGCUGUUCGUACGGUUGAGGUUGAUAUUUUUCAUGGGUCGGAUGUAGAAAGUCAUGCUAAUGCUCAUACCCUAUGUAAUGGCUGUGGGAUGAAUGGAACAAGAAGAAAGAAGAUUUAUGUUAGACUUCUUCUCAGUAUAGACCGGCGCGAAACCAGAGAAGCUGCCAUGGAAACUGUUAAGCUUGCCAUGGAAAUGAGGCAUUUAGGGGUAGUGGGAAUCGACCUUUCAGGGAAUCCUGCGAUUGGUGAAUGGACAACCUUUCUACCAGUGCUGGAGUUUGCUAAAGAAAAGGGACUCUUAGUCACUCUUCACUGUGGAGAGGUGCCAAACAUGGAGGAAAUCAAUGCAAUGCUAGAUUUUCUACCUGCAAGAAUUGGCCAUGCUUGUUGCCUUCAACAAGAAGAAUGGAAGAAAUUAAAGUCCUUUAAGAUUCCGGUUGAGAUUUGUUUGACGUCCAACAUCAGAACCGAAACCAUCUCUUCAUUGGACAUUCACCAUUUUGCUGAUUUGUACAAUUCUAAGCACCCGAUUGUGUUGUGCACCGACGACUCUGGUGUUUUCUCUACCACUUCAUCUCAAGAAUACGCCAUUGCCUCUUCUGCAUUCGGUAUUGGAAAGAGAGAAAUGUUUGACCUAGCAAGGAAUGCCAUUGGUUUCAUCUUUGCUGAUGAUGGAGUCAAACAUGAAUUGGAGCAAAUCUUUGAUUUAGCUGCUGAAAGGCUACAAUUCUGAUGGAGCAAAUAUUUGAUUUAGCCUGUAGAGCCUUGUGAUCAAUGAAAUCCCAGAAUUCACUCUGCUAUGUAAAUCUUAAUAUUGAUUCAAUCACAUUUGAGGAACAAAACAAACACUUCUUGAAAUCCAAUGCAUUGUACAUUCUCCUUUUUUCUUGGGGUUU
Cuscuta campestris is the source of this 1565-nucleotide messenger RNA. Lineage: Eukaryota; Viridiplantae; Streptophyta; Magnoliopsida; Solanales; Convolvulaceae. The record is from the annotation of a GenBank genome assembly.